ACACACAGACAAAUCUUUUUCUAAAUUGGUGUUUUCAAACUCUGCACUCCCCAGCAGCUUCAGAUUACAAUUUCUAAUCCCACACACAAAUCCACACACUAAAAUCGACGAACAAAAAUGGUAGGGGAAGAGAAAAGGCAUCAGAUGAUGCAAAACUUGUUCGGCGACCAAUCAGAAGAAGAGGAAGAGGAGGAGGAGGAAGAGGUUGAAUCUGAGCACGAAUCCAAUCGCCAACCUGAUUACGCCUCCGACGAAGGGGAUGGAGGACCAGAACCUGAAGAUAAAGGUGAAGAAGCAGAAGUUGAGAUUGAGGGUCAACCUCAGGAAGUGGAUCAUAUAAUCGGAGAGAGCGAGAAUGAGAAACACCAAAGUUCUCAAGAAGUUGAAAUAGGCGACCAAAGGGAAGAGAGUGAAGAAAGGUACUCGGAGAGUGACGAAGAGGAUUAUGGCCAACCCGUUGUAACAAGCAAAAGGCGUGAUGCAGUUGUCAGCGGAUCAGAAGAAUCUGCCGAGAACAACUAUGCUGCUAAUGAGGAUGAAGAAGUCAAUCACGCUAGGACUCCUAGUCCUAGAUCACCUGGGGAUGAGAAGGACGAGGAUCAAUUUUUGAAUUCAGCUCCGGAGAUUCGCGAUGUUUUUGGGGACUCUGAUGAUGAAGACCAAGCAGAAUAUGAAGCUCAGAAUCAGAUAGAAGAAGAUGAAAAUCAAUCGCCCGUCGAUGAAGAGAGGAAUUAUGAGAAAGAACUGAGGCCAGAGGAUAUAAUACACGAUGAAGAUGGUCCGUACUACUCUGAAGAAGAGCAGGCCGAGGCUAAGCUCAAGGAAAAACCAACUGGUCCGCCACUGGAGUUGGAAAUUCCUCUGUGCCAACCUCCAGCUGAAUCCAACAAGAUGAAUAUGAUCAAAGUUUCUAAUAUAAUGGGGGUAGAUCCUAAACCUUUCGAUCCUCACACAUAUGUGGAAGAGGAUCUUUAUGUAACCGACGAAUCUGGAUCACAAAAGCGGAUACGGCUAGAGAAUAAUGUUGUUCGGUGGAGGAAGGUCAAAAAACCAGAUGGCACAUCAUCUAUUGAAAGCAAUGCUCGCUUUGUGGAAUGGUCAGAUGGGAGUCUGCAGUUACUUAUUGGAAACGAAGUGCUUGAUAUAUCUAAGCAAGAUGCUCAACACGAACAAGCACACCUUUUCGUCAGGCAUGGAAAGGGUAUUCUCCAAUCUCAGGGUCGAAUUUUAUCAAAAAUGAGGUUUAUGCCAUCAUCCUUGACUUCAAAAUCUCAUCGUUUAUUGACCGCACUUGUUGAUUCACGCAACAAAAAGGUUUACAAAGUCAAGAACUGCGUCACUGACAUCGACCCUGAGAGAGAGAAGGAGAAAAAAGAGAAGGCUGUUAGUCAAUCAAUUAAAGCUACUGAACUUCUUAGUCGGAAGAAGGAGAAGGUAACCCGUAAAUAUACGCAACCCAUCCGUAGGGAGCGUCAGCUUUCGCCUGGUUUUCUCGAGGAUGCACUUGAAGAGGAGGACGACCAAGAUUAUUAUGGAUCUCGGAGAUCUUCUGGUCGCCAUCGCUUCGAGGAAGACCUAGAAAUGGAAGCUCGAGCAGAGAAGCGCAUGCUCAAUGCAAAGAAGGGACAUGGGCCUAAAGAUGUACCUCGCAAGGGCGCCUCGUCAGCUGCUAAAUCAUCUCGAUAUCCGGUGGACUUUUCCGAUAGUGAGAAGGAGGAGUCUGAGUACGAGACUGAAGGGGAAGAAGAAGAUGAACGUUCACCACCACGUAGAAGCAAUCAAGAAGAUGAUGUUGAAGAAGAUGAAGAACGUGAACAAGGAGAGGAAGAAGAGACUUAUGCAGAAUCAGAAGAAGAGCAGGAACCCAAGCAGAAGAGUAGGGAUUCAAGAGGCAGCCUAAAAAGGAAGGAGAUUGAGUCAGAUGAGGACUCUCCUCCAAGGAAAGCUACAACCCAUCGGCGAAUGAAAAUGGUUUACGAGAGCGAUGACGAAUAAGACGACGAUUUUUAAUCUUACAAGAUAUUAUUAUCUUACUCUCUCUCUCUCUCUCUCUAUCGCAAGACUUUCCGCAACUUGCAUCUUCAUGUGUACACUUUGCUAGAUUUUAUAGAGAACUAUUACAAAUUUUCUCUUAAAGGUAUAUCUACAUAUAUGCAAUUUAAUGCA
Messenger RNA from Erythranthe guttata (spotted monkey flower), 2166 nucleotides. RefSeq names its product leo1-like family protein (gene VIP4). Lineage: Eukaryota; Viridiplantae; Streptophyta; Magnoliopsida; Lamiales; Phrymaceae. Gene Ontology annotation, biological process: positive regulation of transcription elongation by RNA polymerase II; transcription elongation by RNA polymerase II. Gene Ontology annotation, molecular function: RNA polymerase II C-terminal domain phosphoserine binding. The record is from RefSeq and is a predicted model, not a curated record. Gene Ontology annotation, cellular component: Cdc73/Paf1 complex; nucleus.